Messenger RNA from Peromyscus maniculatus bairdii (prairie deer mouse), 1801 nucleotides. RefSeq names its product carbonic anhydrase 5A (gene Ca5a). The record is from RefSeq and is a predicted model, not a curated record. Gene Ontology annotation, cellular component: mitochondrion; cytoplasm. Lineage: Eukaryota; Metazoa; Chordata; Mammalia; Rodentia; Cricetidae. Gene Ontology annotation, molecular function: zinc ion binding; carbonate dehydratase activity.
ACUCCACAGUGGCCCUGACCCAAACAAGGGCAGACAGCAGGGAACUGGCACACUUAUGCUCAGAGCCACGAUGCUGGGGAGAGGCCCUCACAAGCCCUUAGCCAUCCUCAGGCACAUGGGGCUUCUCCGUGCCAUGAGGCCACAGCGCUGGCGCUCCUGGCAUUCCUGUGCGGAGCAACGCAGCGGCUGUGCCCGGCACCCCCUCUGGAGUGGCCCAGUCUCCUCAGUGGGAGGCACCCGGCAGUCUCCCAUCAACAUCCAGUGGAGAGACAGUGUGUAUGACCCACAGCUGGCACCACUCAAGGUCUCCUAUGAUGCUACAUCCUGCAGGUACCUCUGGAACACUGGCUACUUCUUCCAGGUGGAGUUUGAUGAUGCCCAUGAGGAGUCAGGGAUCAGCGGUGGGCCACUGGGAAACCACUACAGGCUGAAGCAGUUUCACUUCCACUGGGGAGCAGCGAAUGAGUGGGGCUCGGAGCACAGGGUGGAUGGUCACGCAUACCCGGCUGAGCUCCAUUUGGUUCACUGGAAUUCCACGAAAUAUGAAAAUUACAAGGAAGCCACCGUGGGGGCGAAUGGGCUGGCGGUGAUCGGAGUGUUCCUGAAGCUGGGGGCCCGGCAUGAGGCUUUGCAGAGGCUGGUGGAUGUCUUGCCAGAAGUGAAACACAAGGGUACACAGGUGGACGUGGGCCCCUUUGACCCUUCUUGUCUGCUGCCUGCCUGCCGGGAUUACUGGACCUACCCUGGCUCCCUCACCACCCCGCCACUGGCUGAAUCAGUCACCUGGAUUAUCCAGAAGAUGCCCAUUGAGGUGGCCCCAAGCCAGCUGUCAGCGUUCCGCACACUCUUGUUUUCUGGACACGGUGAGGAAGAAGAGGUGAUGGUAAACAACUACCGCCCACUCCAGCCCCUCAUGGACCGGAAAGUCCGUUCAUCAUUCCAGGCCACUAGGAUGGGAACGAGGUCCUAAUCACAGGAGGAUGUCUGCAAGGAUAGGCGGAACAGAGUGACAUGUGAUAAAAAAAGACGAGAUCAUUGCUCCGGUCAACCUGCUUUUUUUUGUUGUUGUUGCAAGUAAAAGAAAUACUUUAAAGAAACCGAAGGAACAGAGCUGGAGGGACAGCUCCGCCCACAAAGCGCUUACCUAAUGCCAUAAGGACCUGAGGUCAGAUCCCCAGUAUCCACACAAAAAGUGUGUGCAUGAAAAUUGGAGACAAGUGGAUCCCUGGAAGCUUGCAGGACAGCCAGCCAGGACUAUGUCAUGAAUUCUAAAACAAAGAGAAGUCCUGUCUCAAGCAAAAUGUGGAAUGUAUCUGAGGACUGACAUGGGACACCCUCUGAUCUCCACAUGCAAAAAGUGCACAUUUGCAUCUGUACACAUAUGUGCACCAAAAUACCCAAAUCUCACACACACACACACACACACACACACACACACAGAGAGAGAGAGAGAGAGAGAGAGAGAGAGAGAGAAAGAGAGAGAGAGAGAGAAACGUAUGUACAUAGGGUAGAACCUGGACAGGGCCGUCUCAGGAGACCCAAGACAGGUACAAGAUGGCCUUCAAGACUGAGCAACUUGCCGGAUGUGGUGGCUCAUGCCUUUAAUUCCAGCACUGGAGAGGCAGGCUGGGGUGGGGUGGGGUGGGGGUGGAUCUUUGUGAGUUUGAGGCCAGUUUGGUUUACAUAGUGAGUUCCAGGACAGUCAGGGCUACAUAGUGAGAUCCUGUCGCAAAACAAACAAAACAAAACAAAAAAAAACUAAACAAAUUAAAAAAGACAGAGCCAAUCAUCUACACCUACA